Molecule: messenger RNA, 3387 nt
Organism: Hypoxylon trugodes
Lineage: Eukaryota; Fungi; Ascomycota; Sordariomycetes; Xylariales; Hypoxylaceae
Exons: 4
Coding region: 441-3215 (924 amino acids)
Biological process (GO): regulation of DNA-templated transcription
Source: RefSeq, a predicted model, not a curated record
UUAUUGUUACAUCCGAGGAGAUGAUGUAGGUGGUAAACGCCACCGGGAGUUUACGGAUCGCUACUCUAUGCCACGCCAUCCAGCUUCCUGGCUUAGGUGCAUACUUGAAUCAGUUAUUCGAAUACCUAAUUGGGGUGUUUUGUAUUUUUCAGCUUAUUAUUGAAAUAAAUAAUGUAAUGAUGAACUAGCACUUAUUUUCAUCCAAGCUUGCUGGAGAAUUAAAAAUUAGAAGGCUGGCUGCACUGCCAUGAGGAUCGGCAGGCUCGUAGGCUGAUUUUACUGACGCCCACGUUCUUGGCACCUAGGUCUUGUUCUCCGGUCGCACGAGGCUUCGGCUACCUCACUCACUUCCAAAUCAUGAUUCUCAAUUAAUCGAUCUCGUCGCGUUCGACGAAGUUGAUAAUAGACAAAUAUUCAAUGCAUCUGAUACAUUAGAGCGGAUGGCAGACCCUUUGGGAGCAGCUGGCUCCAUUGUGGGCAUUGCCGCAUUUGGUCUGAAGUUCGCAACGACCCUACAAACGUACAUCGAAGCGGUAGCCGACGCACAAGAAAGAUUGCGGGAUAUUGCAUUUGACGUUAGCGCCACAGCAUCCGCUCUUGAGCAGCUCCAUGACUUUGUUGAAGCCGACAAAAAUGAAAGGACAGUCGUAAAUGAUUCGGGAUUAAAACAAGCUGUGCGAUUGGCCUCUCAAUGCAAGCAAGUGUAUACUGCAAUAAUUGAUCUCCUCGCCAAAGCCGUCGGCGCGCCAAGAGAUAGCAAUGGGGAUGUUUCCUUAGAGGCGUUAGACUUGAAUGGUUCAAACGCCACGAGUCUGAUGAGCAAGCUCAAAUGGCCCUUCCAAGAACCUCGUAUCAAGAAGCAUCAAGAGGAGUUAAGAUGGCUGAAAAUAAGUCUAUUGUUCCACUUGAGGCUCAUGGAGCUUGCUAAAACGAAGAUGGCGGCACCGGCUAGAAAUCUCGACGCUUGGGAGAAGGAAGUAGCUCUUCAAGCUAUGGUAGAGAAGCUCCUGAACCGGAAGAAGGAAUACGCUAGGAAGAUAGCAGCCGAGAGGAAGAGGGAAAGACGUCAGAGGGCCGGGAAGAAGAGACUGUCCACGGCCUCUUCUAGGUCCUCUUCUUUCAAGACGAUCGAUAAGUUGCAAUCUCGCAGCCCGAGCCUGAAACCAAAGUCACCUAUUUGGGGAUCUUCUGGCUCUAGCAUCCGCGAACUAUCAUCGCCUGCGGAUAUCAACGACAAUGAGGGGAUAAAAAGUUAUUCGUCAAAUCACGAAGUUAUCGACGACGUGUCUCUGUACAGGCCCCCAAACCCUGCUCCAAAGCUCCCUAAGGCCAAGGUGAAGAAAUUUCGAAGGAUAUCUCUAUCAGAAUUUGGAAUUAACAGCACUUCAAACCCAACCGUUGGACCUGUGGGUGCUUUCGCAGUCAAUAAUAUAGCAGGGCUAGGGGAACAGGCCGUCGUCGACAAAGACUACCCAAGACAGGCUGAGAAUAUCCACGAGUCUUUAAACUCAAGUUCAGCUAACAAAUCUACUUCGCAUUCUCAUACCUUCGUCAACACGCAGGAUUCGACAGCGGACGCCAGUACGAGCCAGCCCACAGUCCCACGUAACAUAAUAGAUACGCUCGACACCAGCACUGCCAAUAAGAAGGACAAUUUAUACGGCAACAACAUCAUUGCAGAGGACUCAGGAUCUAUCUAUACUUCGCGCUUUUCUCGAAGUCCAUUCCACGCCCUACUAUCAGUGACCGGUCUCUUCGGGAAGCGAGACCGGUCUGUAAUACGGGACAUAGAGAGCAAAGAACUAGAGGCGUAUUUCGUCGAAGACAGCCCAACUAAUAACUCCAUAGUGGUCCGCAAGCUUCCCUUCGACCGCCAGAAGUUGAUCAGCAUAUUAAAACGAAUUAUACGAUCUCGACGCGAUGGCGACGUAUGGGCACAAUAUGCUUCAUUGAAUUUUGCGCAACGGGAGGGCGUGGACCGCGCCAUGAUCGAGGCAAACCAAUCGAAUCCUCGCGAGAGAACGUGCAUAGCACUUACACCGGCCAAGAGCAGGUCUCGAAAAGAAAAAGAGUCACGCGACGAUAGUAAUAAAGGUAUCGCAGUAUUCUUCUCUUUGGGCAUGCGUGCCGCGCCGAUCCAUCUGAAAUUUCAAGCCAAGAACUACCAAUUGCCGUUUGAACUAUGUCGUACAUGGGAGGGCAUGGACAACCUUAUUAGACACGUUUUAGCCGAUGUCUACAAUACCAGUCUCGCCAUCGCGCAGCAACCCUCAACAAGAUUCCAACUACGAGGUGUAGACGACAGUAUCAUUUUACCAAAGACAUGGGAGGGCAUCGCGCGCCCAGGCAUGGUCGUAUUCCUAUCCCUCAAACUCGGCAAUCUGGAGUCUGCGAGUGACCUCCCUCCUGAUUCGCGACGCCGUGUCCCAGGUUUAAGCAGCGGUUCCAUCCCUAUACCUUUACAACAACAACGUCCGGCACCUCCCGUACCAAAUUUUAAGGAACAGACGUACCUUGCCCCUCCACCGCAGCCUCUCCCUCCAUCUCCACCCUCCAACAAGAAAAGGAUCAUGGACAUGCGAUUAUUCCAACCCGGAUCAUGGGCCGACGAAAUCUCGCUCCACUCCCACAACUCAGUGGAGUCGCUCUCACCCCCACAUCAACACGCCCCAUUGCCAUCCACCGCAAGCUCAGACUCAGGGUUAGCUGCCGUGAAGGUGAAAAGGAAGAAAACCAAAACCAGGACGAAGAAAACCAAAUCAUGGUUUAGCUCCCGCCACCGCUCUCGACGUCCCGAACCCGCUUCCUCUCCCACUUCGUACUAUGACGAAGAUAGUAAGCCCACGGUUGAACGCCGCGCAACGCGCCCCGCCGAAGAAGUAAUACUCGAAAGCUCGAUCCCCGUCGGAACAAGAGGCGGUGAGCUACCGCCGGUAGAAAUAUCCGCGCCAAAUUUGAUCGACGAGUUAGAUGAAAAUGAAGCUAGUACCUCAAGGAGAGGAGGUUCGAGACGUAUGCGGGCUGAUACGUGGGAAUUUCCUGAAGUAUAUAGGGACAGGGAUAGAGAUGAGGACCAGAGCUUAGAGGAAGAAGAAGUUGAUAUUAUCGAUUUCGAUGAGGAGCAGGAGAUGGAUGAACUCGGAUUGGGUGGUUUAUUAGGGAAGUGGACGAAUGCUUUUGAUGCUCCCGACCCUACGGACGAGAAACGCGAGUGACGAGCUUAGAUAUAUAUCAGGUAGAUUUCAGUAUAUAGGAGCCACAUGUAUUCAUAAAGCAGGUUCACAUCACAAUGAGGUGGGCGCUAUAUAUAAUAUGUAUGGAUUCAAUAUAUAUACUCGCAUGCCUUAUAUAAAGCGCACGCAUAGGUCAAAGCUAUCUACAAGUUAU